AUGAACUAUAAGCCGUGGGCAGAUGCGCUCGAGAAGAAUAAUGUGCAACUAUACGACACAGCAGAAGGUAAAGAACCUAUUACGUUAUUAAUAGGAGCUGAUGUUGCAGGAAAAUUAUUCACGGGAAAAGUAGUCCAGCUGGAUGACGGUGCUACAGCCAUACAGACGAAACUCGGGUGGACCCUCCUGGGAAAAAAUCUGGUCGACACACGAGAAGAUGCUGCUCUUAUGGUCGUAUCCAUGCUAUCGCAGGAGGCAAGUGUAUCAAAUUUGUGGAAGCUGGAUAUCUUGGGGAUCGCAGAUCCUUUAGAGAUUAAAACCAAGGAGGCACAUCUAGCAGAUGUAAAGACAUUAUUUCAAGAUACGACUGGAAUCAAUGAAGAAGGACGUUACGAGGUUCUAUUGCCCUGGAAGGAAAAGCAUCCGUCACUCCCAGUUAACAGAGAUGUAGCGGAAAAGAGGUUAAUAUCUGUUACAAAAAAGCUGCGACAGGAAGAUUGGUACGAAGAUUAUGACGGAGUUUUCAACGAUUGGCUUUCCGAAGGCAUUAUAGAAGAAGUGCCACUUGAAGAAAUUGACAAUAAAGGAUUCUAUCUCCCCCAUAGACACGUUGUUAAAGAAGGAAGUACAACGGUAAUACGUCCAGUAUUUGAUGCUUCAGUCAAGAUGAAAGAUUCACCCUCGUUGAACCAAUGUCUGAAAACAGGCCCCAACCUCAUUGAACUCAUUCCGGCCAUGUUGCAUCGAUUCAGGGAAAAGAAGAUAGGAGUAUCAGCGGACAUAGCAAAAGCCUUCUUACAGAUAAGUAUCGCACCAUCGGACAGAGAUUUUCUACGAUUCUUGUGGUGGGAUACCUCGGAGAAAAUUAAAAUUUACAGGCAUUGUAGAGUGGUCUUCGGGGUAUCGAGCAGCCCUUUUUUAUUAGGAGCUACUAUUGGGCUACAUCUUCGACGAAACCUAGAAUUGGCCACCUCAUACAGAAAAUCAGUUUGUGAGAAAUUAGCCAAAUCAUUCUAUGUAGACGACUGUGUCACCAGCGUUGAUUCUUACGCCGACUUCCAGACUUUCAAAGAUGAAGCCACUUCUUUGAUGAGCGAAGCUAAAUUCAAUUUAAGAAAAUGGCGAUAUACCGGCAUGGAAGAGUCAGAUAGUCAGACUACGGUACUCGGUAUUUUAUGGGAUACGAAGACAGACACUCUGGCUUUAUCAGGAGCUUAUUUAGACGUACCGGAGAAGAUAACUAAAAGAGUCGUACUCUCAUCGGUGCAGAGAGUAUUUGAUCCCCUAGGUUUCAUAUGCCCUGUGCAGCUGAUACCGAAACUGAUGUUACGUCAAUUCUGGAGUCAACAUCUCGACUGGGACACUGAGAUUGAUGCAGAGAACAGAAGUAAAUUUCUAGAAUGGAUGCAGCAGUUAAAUUUACUUCGAGUCAUGAAGAUCCCUCGCUGGAUUUUUGGUGAGCAGCGGGAUGAGGAUUCUAUAUCCUUCCAUAUUUUUGUAGAUGCAAGCAAGGAUGCCUACGCCGCCGCUCUGUUUAUCAGAGUGCGAUCCAGAGCUGAAGUCAAGGUGCAUCUAGUUGAAGCAAAGUCAAGGGUAGCACCGCAAGGAAAGAAAACGAUACUCCGUCUCGAGUUACUGGCUGCUUCAAUCGGAGCAAGGAUGAUGCACUCCUUCGACAAAGCAAUGAAUUAUAAACAUAUUAAGAGAUAUUUCUGGAGCGAUUCAACGACCGUCUUGUCCUGGAUACGUCAAGAGAAGCAAUGGGCGGUAUUCGUAUGGAAUCGAGUCCAGGAAAUAAGGAAGCUUACUAAUCCAAAGUCCUGGAGAUAUGUGCCUGGAGCCCUAAAUCCGGCAGACUUGCCCUCCAGAGGCUGUAAUGCGAGGAAGCUUUUGGAGUCUAGAUGGUGGGAGGGCCCAGCAUGGCUAAAGUCACCACCCGAAGAAUGGCCAGCAGAAGAAGAAGAAGCCGAUGAAGCUCUAAUUAAUGAAGAACUUCGUAAAACUCCAACACAGUCAAAAAUUAAAGAAGAGACAUUUUCUGUGGUUGGGGGGAAUAUAGUUAUGAGUAACAUUACGAAGGACUCUACAGCACAAGGUGUUCCAUGGUAUUUACAAAGAUUUUCAUCGUAUUCCAAAGUUUUACGUCUGAUGGCAUGGAUGUCAAGGUUCAUCACAAAUUGCAAGAAGACACACACGAUCAAGGAUGAAGAGAUAACUGCGAAAGAAGUGAUUUCGGCUGAAUUGCUUUUGUGUCGAUUGGCACAGAAAGAAUCGUUCAAAGGAGCCAAAGAUCCGCGAUUACUAGAACUGGACGUCUUCGAGGAUAAAGGACUUUUACGCUCACGAACAGUGAUUUCUAAUCGGCAAGACAAUUUCAAUUUUAAGUAUCCAAUAAUUCUUGAUCCAAAGCACUUACUGACAGAGAAGAUUAUUCGUUACACGCAUGUGAAACUGAAUCAUGCGGACAUAAGCACCACUAUGAACAACCUACGAGAAAAGUUUUGGAUUCUUCAAAGCCGCAAAGCAGUACGUUCGGUAAUUCGCAAGUGCGUCACAUGUCGCAGAUACAGCGCAAAGAGAAUGGAAUCCCAGUCUGCGAUUUUGCCAGAGAAUAGAGUUAGAGACGCCGCUGCAUUCGAG
This is a messenger RNA of Vollenhovia emeryi, 2640 nucleotides long. RefSeq lists its product as uncharacterized. The annotation marks the transcript as partial. The transcript has a single exon. Lineage: Eukaryota; Metazoa; Arthropoda; Insecta; Hymenoptera; Formicidae. The record is from RefSeq and is a predicted model, not a curated record.